AUGGGAAUCCAUAAUGAGGCCGGGGCGGGGAGGGAGAAAAUGGAACUGAAGCAAUUGGUGGGAAAGAUGCUGAGGAUGAUGCUGGAUAGGAAUGACAAGGAGAGGGGUUUUGUGAAUGUCAAUUCGAAUGAGGUGGUUUUGUUGGUGAAUAACUUGGGUGGGGUGAGUGUACUGGAAUUGGGAGGGAUUGUGGCUGAGGUGGUGAAGCAGUUGGGUGAGGACUGGAAUAUCAAGCCGGUGAGGGUGUUGAGUGGGACGUAUAUGACGAGCUUGAAUGGGUUGGGGUUUAGUGUUAGUUUGUUGAAUGUGGUGAAUACGGAUAUCGGGGGACCGGGGAUGAUUGAGUUGUUGGAUGAUGAGUGUGAGGCUACGGGGUGGCCGGCGCAGAUAUCGAAGUUGACUUGGGAGGAGAGGAAUCAGGCUACGAGGGAGGAGGAUGCAUCGAAUGGGGAGGAGGUAGGCGAGAGUGGGUUGAGGGUCGAUGCGAAGGCUGCUCAGGAGGUGUUCACUCGGGGGUUGGAGGCGGUGGUUGCGGCGGAACCUGAUGUGACGCGGUAUGAUACUAUUGUUGGUGAUGGAGACUGCGGUAUUGGUCUCAAGAGGGGUGCUGAAGCCAUCUUGCGCCACCUCUCGAGCAAGCCCUUGACUGGCGACGUUGUGAUAGACCUUGCCAACAUCAUCCCAGUGGUCGAGAUGGAAAUGGACGGCACAUCUGGAGCCUUGUACGCCAUCUUUCUCAACGCUCUUGUUGCUGCUUUGAGAACAACAUCACAAAGCGAAAAGGAGGCAUCAGCCAAGGUUUGGGCUGCCGCACUUCGCCAAAGCUGUGAAGCCCUCUCAAAAUACACACCAGCUCGGCCUGGAGAUCGCACACUUGUGGAUGCUCUAUAUCCGUUUGUCAACACUCUUGAGGAGACAGGAGAUGUUAAGAAGGCAGCAGAGGCAGCAGUUGCUGGUGCUGAAGGCACCAAGGGGAUGAAGGCCAGUCUUGGAAGGACCGUCUACAUUGGCGGUUCUGGGUUUGAGGAAGUUCCUGACCCAGGUGCUUGGGGCUUGGCGAGCUUCUUCCAGGGCUUGACGGGGAUCAAAAAGCUGGAGGAGGAUUCGAACGGGUGGGAGAAGCUUUGA
Podospora anserina S mat+ is the source of this 1128-nucleotide messenger RNA. RefSeq lists its product as uncharacterized. The transcript is spliced from 2 exons. Gene Ontology annotation, molecular function: glycerone kinase activity. Gene Ontology annotation, cellular component: cytosol. Bases 1 to 1128 code for a protein of 375 amino acids. The record is from RefSeq and is a predicted model, not a curated record. NCBI's taxonomy places the organism in Eukaryota, Fungi, Ascomycota, Sordariomycetes, Sordariales, Podosporaceae. Gene Ontology annotation, biological process: glycerol catabolic process.